Messenger RNA from Corticium candelabrum, 345 nucleotides. RefSeq lists its product as uncharacterized. NCBI's taxonomy places the organism in Eukaryota, Metazoa, Porifera, Homoscleromorpha, Homosclerophorida, Plakinidae. The transcript has a single exon. The coding region runs from base 1 to 345 and encodes 114 amino acids. The record is from RefSeq and is a predicted model, not a curated record. Gene Ontology annotation, molecular function: oligosaccharide binding.
AUGCUCACUGUUGCUAGAAACUACACAGCCAGGUCCUGUGCUGACCACAUGGAACACGGGGAGUCUCACUGUGGAUAUUACGUCGUCGAUGAUGGACAAGAAAGUUACGUUGUCUUCUGUGAUAUGAACACCGAGAUUGGAUUUGCCUACACACUCAUCGAGUCGUUUGCUCUCAAACAUAUCGGUUUCUUUCGACAAAGUCUGACUGUGAAUUGGCCUAUCAAUGAGAAUUCACCCAACUGGAACAUGCACCGUCUCUCUCACAGCAGAAUGUCCCGUAUUAGAGAUCACUCCACCUACUGGAGAGCCACGUGCAACUUUCUAUCCUUGGGAAUUGACUACUAA